UUUGUUGCAAUUCAGACGGAGUCGGGAGAGAGAGAGACAGAGGUGUCGUCGGUGUACGGCCACUUUUAACACCACAUAAGCUUCGAGGGCGACGGAGUUGUAGGAAAUAAAGCAUUGCUCUGUUUCCUACAUAGUCCGCAGAAGGAUUUUAGAGGCUUAUUUAAUAUUUCUCUGACGAAAGGCUUCAACAACCAAGCCUGAAGAAGUCGAUCGUCGACUUCCUGGAGCAUCGUGCGCCGAGGUGAAUUGAUGUUCAACUCGGCCCCACGGGAAAACAACGCUCAUCGGCACAUGAAAACCUCAGACUGUGGAGGACACAAACGUGCUGCGAGAAGUAGACAGAAAGCUACUUCGAGGACCUGGGGCCCGAUUGGAGGCGAACGAUUAAAGCCAGAUCUGUGCUUCAUCAACUUUCUCACAACAAAGAGGUGACACGUAGUGCAUGAGCAGUAUGGGAGGUGGCGAGAGAUACAACAUUCCAGUUACCCACCCUGAGCACCCUUUGCCUAAGAAGAACCACCAUCUUGGCCGGGCUAAGCAGAGGAGCCGUGACCAGAACGGUGCAGCAGCAUCUGUAGGAGGGGCAGGUGGCCUUCAUCACCACGGCCACCGCCGCAGCGACAAGGGCGCAGCCUACCAUAGGUCUCCAGAGACGCGGCAGGCCGUGUCCGCUGACAAGAAUGCUUCUGUCCGUUUUGCCACCAACUACGAUCAGAACUGGGAGGGUGCGGUGUCUAAUCUCAACACGCUCCUGGCCACACAGGGAAGUCCGAGCUACGCAGGGCCCAAGUUCAGUGAGCCCCCCUCACCCAGCGUGUUGCCCAAGCCCCCGAGCCACUGGGUGUCCUUUCCUAUAGGCUCCUGUGACAACAGGGAGAUGAUGGCCUUCCAGCUCAAGAGCCUUCUUAAGGUGCAGGGCUGAGAGGGACACCCACACUUGAUCGUUUUAAAAAAAAAAAAAAGCCAAUACAUGAACUGUGAUUCUUUUGGGGGCGCACACCCACCAGGAACACCUCAGUGCUGUAAUACCGUUUUAAGAUUAACAACUUUAAUAGGUAGGGGCAUUUACAGUGAUGCUCUGCUGUUAAUGUUUAGACUUAUUUUAAAAACGAAUAUAUCAGGAUAUUACAGUCGUGCAGCCUUGCUGGUCGGUGACGCCUUCAAAGGAGUCAGUUUCUCUGAACUGGAUAUCCUUUGUACUUUUGUUUUAUUCUUUUUAAUGUUGGCUGUCCGAGUAUAUUGAGUGUUUUUUCCAAACAAACAGUCAUUACAAACAUAGUAUUAGAUCAGGUAAGUACCCAUGAACAGAAAUGCAUUUUGUUAACUUGUUUAUAAUUUUACUUCUUCAUGUCUAAAGCUUCAAGUGCUAAAUCAAACUUGGUAGGAUUUUGAUUAGGGGCCACUAUUUUCCCACUUCUGUAUUAUUGUUGUUAUUGUUUGGAAAAAACACACAACUGCAGGGAAACAAAAAGCUUACUAGAGGUAAUAAGCUGUAAUAAGUACAGGUUGAGUAUAACCUCAGACUGAAGGUUAAUAAGAGACCAUGGCACAGUGGCCCUGGACUGUCAACUCCUGUACCUUUUUUAUUGCGCUGUGCGCACAUGCACUAUAGGAGUUGACCUAGUCUUGAGGGUCAUAACACUCUAUCAUAGCAUUAUUUUGUACAAGUCAGUUUUUGUUGUGUUGAAAGACGUAUGAAGUGCUGUGAGUAACCAAAGCAAUGCUUUUUUUCUGUGACAUCUAUGUGUGGUGGGCAUUGUUGCCAGUGCCAUUUGAUCUUGCCAGCCCCAGUGGUAAAUGGGAUUAGAGUCCUCUGAGUCACCCUUUAACUCUUUAAUCAGUUAUGUUACUUAUUCUCGCUGUUUAUUCAAGACGGUGCUGCAGCUUUAACAAGCGGAAGAGGGCCAGCCUUGGAUGCAGGAUUCGGUUUCGCUUUCUGAAUCGAGAUGUGGCCCUGUUGGCUGCAUGCAUUUGUAAGCAAAGGAGGGCAGAGCUGAGGAUGGUUGCUGAAGUGAUGGGGCUCAGGGGACUAAAACAAGGCAGGAGGCUGGUGUUUGUGUUUACAAAACUGGUCUCACUGUUGAUCCCAUAAUCAACAGACACUCUGCCUCCUGCCUCUGGGUUUACCCUCUUGCACUGCGAUUAGACAUUUUUUGAUUUCCUUACAAGUUGUUAGUCAGGAUGCUAUUGAAAUAACUCAUAAUCUACCUGUGGAUUCUCUUAGUGAUUCAGUUCUGUGAUAAGCUCUUUUGGCUUUCCCUUUGCAGAAAUGUAGCUUUUAUGGCCAGCUUAAAAAUGGCAAAACAAAAGUAUGAGCCCUUUAAUGGAGCCAUGUAAAUAAUGAAAUGUAUAAAGUACUUGUAGCAUAUGUACAUUUGCAGGCCAAGUUUGAGGCCUGUCUGACAAAAGUAUUUUUAGUAAUAACACUGAAUGUAUAAGACAUGCAAGGUUGUGUCUUAACUUCAAUACUGAAGAAUAUUUUUGUUAAAAAAAAGCAUACUCAGUACCCCUGCACUGUUUCCAGAGAUCUUGCACAUGUUUUUUAUUGUUUUGUAUUAGGCAGUGUAGGAAAGAUGAUGCUAAGUGCAAAUUAUGCAGCAAAACAUGAAUUGGAUUGUAGGAGACUUGCAUAUGUAUGGAUUUGAGUUUUGAAUGUGUUUACAGUACUUAAGCGUAAAGCUUGUAUCUGCUCAGUUUAACUAUUUGUGCCUAAGUUUAAAACCAUGCAGAAACAAUUGAACCAAUAGAUGGCAAUUCCACAAACUGACCAAAUAUUUGACAAAAACAUUUUCUGUUCUCAGCUGUUUCUUCCGCCAGCUGACAACUGAAUUUGGACCCAUGUUGUUUAAGCUACCAAUUUUUCUUUUAUUACCCUGUUUGAUUUGUGCAUGGCAGUCUCCUUAUACUAAAUUGAGCUGUUUCAUUAAUUGGCUAUGAAUUUGUCCCAGUUAUACAAUGUCACUGAAAAUGAUAUGACAACAUGCCCUGUUUUUAUUAUUGGUAUUGAUUGGUAUUUAAAAUUUGUUAAAGAAAGCACUAAAGCUAUAAAUUGAUGAUAAAAUGUUUUACAAAAAAAAUAAAUCCUUUUCCCCUUUCCCCCCA
Molecule: messenger RNA, 3102 nt
Organism: Betta splendens (Siamese fighting fish)
Lineage: Eukaryota; Metazoa; Chordata; Actinopteri; Anabantiformes; Osphronemidae
Gene: pnrc2
Product: proline-rich nuclear receptor coactivator 2
Exons: 3
Coding region: 443-922 (159 amino acids)
Biological process (GO): nuclear-transcribed mRNA catabolic process, nonsense-mediated decay
Cellular component (GO): P-body; nucleus
Source: RefSeq, a predicted model, not a curated record